UGUCAGUCAGUAUUUUCAUAACUUUAGUGCCAAAACAAGCGAUUUUUCUGUUUGAAAUUAAUUUUUACGAUGGAUUCGCGGUUAUACGAGAGUAAAUUAGCUAACCAUAAAAUUUUUGCCGACAUUAAGGACAGUUUAACAGAAAAUCAAAGUGGGAAAUUGCGUAAUUUGCUAGAGUUGCGAGAUGAUGUUUUGUACGCUUGGAACUCAAAAGAAAACUGUUUAUUCACUUUAAACCUGAAGCAUCUGGAAGAACAUGCUGAAGAAACACCGUAUCAGAAACUCCACCUGCUCUCGCCGCCAGCGUUCCAAGUGGAACGUGUGAUCAGCAGCACCUGUGGCAGUAGACUUUGCGUGUGGGGCUCCCGGGGGGUCAUCGUGGCCGAGCUGCCUUCCAGGUGGGGCAGGGGAGGGCUCUUCGAUUCUGGCUCGCAGACUGUGCUUUGCAAGAGUGCUUCCCUCGACGAACGGUUUCUGUACUCCCAAGGUGAAGUGCGAAGGGUACACUGGCAUCCGACCUCGCUGUCACAUCUGUUGGUGCUGGUGUCGGAUAACACUAUCAGGCUUUACAACAUAGCGAUAAAAAGAGGGCCAAAACUUGUAAAGAUCUACACGAUUGGUGCAAAGCCGUGCAGCCAGUUGGCCGGGAAGACGAUCCUGGACAGUUUGGGAGACACAGCUGUGGACUUCACCUCCGUACCUGGUUCGUCGGACCUCCUGAUAUUGAGGGGCAACGGGGACGUGUAUAUGAUGCAGUGUGAACUAGAGCCGAAGAGUGGUGUCCACGGACGCUUGCGCGGCCCGCUGGCGAUGUACCCGCCCGCGGACGACAACUACGGGUCGGAGUCGUGCGCCAUCGCCGCGCUCGGCGCCGCGCCCGCGCCCGCGCUCGUCGUCGUGGCCUCGGGCUGCGCCGCGCUCUACCACUGUCUGCUGCUGCCCAACUCGUCGGACAAAGAAAACGACGACAGCCACGCCCUCUACGUGGUGGAGGCGGUCGAGCUGAACAUCACUCUCAACCCGGACAGCGACUUGCAGCAUUCCUAUCCGGUGCAUCUGUACCCGUGCACGUCGAACACGUACGUGUGCGUGCACGCGGGCGGCGCGCACGCAGUGUCGCUGUGCGCGCUGCAGCCGCCGCUCGCGGAGUUCGCGCGCGCGGAUGACGAGGGGGCAGAAACAAUUCUAUCAACUAUAUUCGCGAAGCCGAGCGUGGCGCGGCACCUCGUGUGCACGAGCGGCCACAACGCCGCGUUUCACCCGCCCGCAGGAGUCGCUCUAACUCCACCACCGUUGCCAGCGCUAUUGGUGCUGUGUGCGGAUGGCAAUCUGUUAAAUAGAACACUGGAACCCUACGAUCUUGAAGAACAACUGUACAAAGAACUUCAGUUGAAGAAUCCAGCUUUAGAGGAAGAAGACAUCGCGAGUAUUCUAAAAGAACGUCAGAAGUUAUCGUUCACGGCCAUCAUACAGGAGAUACUGACGAGGGACGUCUCCCAGCCGAUUCUCAAUGUGAACACCGCUGAGGAACCCACUCCCAAGGAGAGUUUGGAACUAGUGACGCAAGCAACAGUGAAGCUGCGCACAGAGUACAUGUGCCGGCAGCAGCGCGCCGGCGCGGCGCUGCGGCGCAAGCUGGCCGCGGCGCGCGCGCUGGCCGCGCGCCACGACGCCUGGCUGCGGCAUCUGCAGACUGAAAUAGAUGAUGCUCGAGCGAACACCACCGCGCUUCAAGAGAAAUGUGCUUUGGCUGAGAAACACCAAGAUGACAUCAAAUACAGAUGUUCGGCGGUGAUACGAGGUUUGCGCGGUGCUUCGACCACAACGGCGGCAGAAAGGGAAAUGUUAGCUGAGCUGACUCGAUAUAAAAGCGUCAGUGAAAAACUGCAAGAAAGGAUACUCAUGUUGCAGCAACAUGCACGCAACAAGACUAAGGAGUUGAAACAAUGGCAAGAAGACUACAAGAAGAAAGACAUAGCGUUGGGGAGAUCUCACAGCGAAACCAUCUCCUCCAUAUUGCAGCAACAGACGAGUCAAAUAUCUACUCUCAUAGAAGAAACGAAGCUUCUAAAAGACCAACUCAGUAUUGUGUAAUUUUUUUUAUUGAUUUAUCUGAAUGUGUACUUUAAAUGAUUUUGUUUAAAAUUGUUUCAACUGUCUGAAGGCAUCUGAUUUAUAUCAUAGCAUACUACCACACCGCUCCCACCCGGCAAGAUGACGUCCAAUGUAAAAUGAACGUUAAGCCGUUCUCUGUAGACACACUUUACAUUGACAACAAACUGACCGCUCGCUGUCAGCCCUCGUCUUGUCAAAGUAAAGUAUGCCUACACAAAACGCCUUAAAGCUCACUUUUCAAUGAACAUUAUCUCGCGGGUGGGAGCGGUGCGGUAGAAGUAUGCUGGUCUUUAACUUCACUAGUGCCAUUUUUGCGACGAUAUAUGAAUAAUUAAGUAAAUUAUUUCUGUUAAAUUACUAAUUUUUCAACGAAUAUUUUUCAGUAAAAAUGGCGAUAAAUAUGUUUAUUUCUUAUCGAUCGAAUUGCUUAAAUUGGUGUCAGAUUUUAUUCAAUCGCCUAAAGGUAUCAAAUAUGUUGAAAAACGUCGUAUGAUGCACGCGUGCAAUUA
Molecule: messenger RNA, 2624 nt
Organism: Plodia interpunctella (Indianmeal moth)
Lineage: Eukaryota; Metazoa; Arthropoda; Insecta; Lepidoptera; Pyralidae
Gene: mbo
Product: members only
Exons: 16
Coding region: 70-2094 (674 amino acids)
Biological process (GO): ribosomal small subunit export from nucleus; protein import into nucleus; ribosomal large subunit export from nucleus
Cellular component (GO): nuclear pore
Molecular function (GO): structural constituent of nuclear pore
Source: RefSeq, a predicted model, not a curated record